CCAAGCCCAUUGUUCCUUAACUCUCUCCUCUAACGGAGGCCUCUGCGUGUUGCCAUGGCAGAUUCUCUUCCAGGGAAGGACCCAGGGAGUCCAGCGCACAUGCUCAGAAAUAUGCAGACGCACAGGUGCCAUUAGCUGGUUGCAGCGGCCAUUCAAAGAGAGCGUCACAAAGGCAAGCAAGAGAUCAGGAGGACAACUCAACCGACAAGAUGCUGAAACUCUGGCUUAGCAAAGGGGUCGUUCUUGUGCCUUUAAUUCUGGUCGUUGGGCUUCUUUCUACAAAGCCAGCUACAGGUGAAGAAGAACCUGGAACAACGAUCCCUGCAGAAAGUCGUCCGUGUGUUGACUGCCAUGCGUUUGAAUUCAUGCAGAGAGCCCUGCAAGAUUUAAAGAAGACAGCUUAUAAUUUAGAUACACGGACAGAAACCUUGCUGUUCAAAGUGGAGAAGCGAACCCUGUGUGACUGCUUAACUGCAAACGCCUUAAACUGAGCGCCGGAUGGCCGCCUAGGAGCUGCCCAUUCUUCAGUUUCAAAACACAGGCAGAGCUAGAAGCCUGUCAGCUGCAGGACACUCAUAAGACUAGGUAGAGGGAUUUGGGCAUGAGAUGGCCGUGUUUCCACUUCCUGACGGUUUGUACGUGUCUCUGUUUUGUUCCAUAUUACUAUUAGCAUGAGUGGCAAGAUAUUUUCAAAGGGAAGGCGAGAGCCGGAAGGGACACAGUUAUGAAUUGUUGUAAAAUAAAUCCAGAUGAUAUUUUGA
Molecule: messenger RNA, 761 nt
Organism: Heteronotia binoei (common prickly gecko)
Lineage: Eukaryota; Metazoa; Chordata; Lepidosauria; Squamata; Gekkonidae
Gene: NICOL1
Product: NELL2 interacting cell ontogeny regulator 1
Exons: 4
Coding region: 210-491 (93 amino acids)
Source: RefSeq, a predicted model, not a curated record